ACGACAGGGUCUGCCAGUUGAAAAAACGGCAGAAUGAAAUUUGAACCGAUGAUCGCAUCCGAACUCUAGGAGAUGAGAUCAUGACCGAGACCAACACGACUACCGCCAAGACGGCUUCCAAAGCACGCACUUCCAAGGCCAAGGCUGCACCGGCUGGUGUGACUUUCCCGGACUUUGAAGCUUUCGCUCUUCCGAAAAUGGAAGUUCCGGCAGCGUUUCGCGAAGCCACCGAGCAAGGCAUCGAAAGCGCGCGCGAUACUUAUGCCAAGGUAAAGACCGCUGCUGAAGACGCGACCGACCUGAUGGAAGACACAUUCGAAACUUCCCGCCAGGGCGUUGUCGAAUUCAACCACAGGGCUGUCGACGCAGCGAAAACCAAUGCAGACGCGACCUUCAACUUCAUCAAGGACAUCUUGUCCGUGAAGACAGUUGCCGAGGCAAUCGAGCUGCAAUCCACUUUUGCACGUCAGCAAUUCGACGCUCUGAGCAGCCAGACCAAGGAAAUGCAGGAACUGGCUACCAAGCUCGGAACCGAUGUUUCCGCUCCGGUCAAGGAAGCAAUGGAAAAAUCCUUCAAGGGUCUGAGCGUCAACUGACCUUUCAGGACC
Molecule: messenger RNA, 608 nt
Organism: Effrenium voratum
Lineage: Eukaryota; Dinophyceae; Suessiales; Symbiodiniaceae
Source: the annotation of a GenBank genome assembly